AUGUCGACGUCAGCGCCCGCAGGAAAGCGGCAGGCGAGCACUGAGCCAGAGACCAAUUCUCUAGCGAAGCGGCGCCCGGGUCUUCCUAGCCAUGAAGAGGAAUCGUCCAAGAAAUGUCCAGUGCUCUUGUGUUUGUACGAGCGUGGAGAUUCCUCGCAGCAAGACGUUGAAGCCCUCUUCCUCGAUAUUCCUGCCGGCCCCUCGGCCCAACAUGUUCCCUCCUCUGACGAGGGAAGCCAGCCCGACUCCAACGAGGAGGUUGACGAUGACAACAACUCUGGCGCAUCUUCAGGACGAGACAGGCCCAAGGGUGUGAGCAAGGAGAUGAUGAUUCUCAUGAACAAGUUCGAGAAGACCAGCGCCUUCCGCUUCAACCUCCCCGACUUUUCUCGGCCCGCGCCGGUAUUCCUGAGGGGAACCAGUAUGGUGGAGCGCAAGGCCUUCGCCCGCCUUCUGGAGUGCCCGGUCCAGCGUCUUGUCGACCUGGACUAUGCUAAGAUGGUGGCCUCUGUGCACCGCCGGUACUACGUCAAGGCCAUUGCUCUCCUCAUCAAAGAGGUUGGCGACAACAACGAAGUCUGUGCAGACUGCCAAGAAAACGAGUUUUGCCGGAACACCUGCACGACCCUGCCCCCCGAGACGGCGUGUCUGCAGGAAGUGAACCAGGUGGUCAACGGUCGGUGCUGCAACGUCUUUCUCAGGCAGUACACCAAGGCCAACCAGACGUCCAUGACGCAGGAUAGUGAUGACUCCACGAUGACAACCCCCAACACAUCCACCUAUGCUAGCCAGCCCCAGGAUGAGCAGCAUGAUAACGAGAUGGCAGCGGCCUAUUCUGCCUCCGUACUUUCUUCUCCUCAUCAGCAGCAACAGCAGACCCGUCCCAUUCCCCAAGUGAACUCCAUCUCCGACUUGCCUCACGACCGCAAGAAGUUCGCUAGACGCGUGCUCAAGGCCUUGGAGAUCGCCGAUGAUGAUCGCAGAAAGAAGAAGCACAACGGCAGUCAGGUGCCCAUCCUGCCAUAUGGUCCUCGGGACAAGCUUGCCGCCGAGAUCGACAACGCUGUGUAUGCAUCUGCUGAUAGCUUUCGUCACUACGAGCAGGAUAUCGAUACGCUGAGCGAGUGUAUUCGGUACAACAACGAGCUUCUUGGUGGAUUGGUGACCAACGCCAUCACCCCAGCCUCAAUGCUGCUCAUGGCGCCAGUCCAGCUACGAAAGUGGAAGCCGCAUGAUGAGCGGGCGACUUUGGUGGCGCAGAAUGAUCCAGGUUCUGCACCUGGUUUUCCUAUGACAACCUUGGGCCCCGUCUAUCCCACCCCCGACACGACGGCCUUCAUGGUCAAGCAACGCGGCCAAUCGCAGUCUGCUUCGUCUCGCUACGCUCAACCUCGGAACCCAGCUUCUCAGCCGGGCAACAACACCGCUGUAGCAUCUUCGUCUCGUACCGCCGCGCAGCCGUAUGCGCCGGCUAAUGAUACCGCCGUCGCGUCUUCGUCUCGUACAGCUAAACCAGCUUUUCUGCCGGCUAACGAUACUGCUGUGGCAUCGUCUUAUCAUGCGCCCGCGCCACGUUUCUUGCCGGUUGACGACACUGCCCCAGCAUCUUCGUCCCGCGCAGCUGAGAAAGCUCCCAUGGUGCAGUACCAAGUCCAAGGUACACGAUCCUCGGACGCUACCUCUGGCGGGCGGUCAGUUAAUGCGCUCGCCCGUGUCAAAAACCAAGUCAAUAGCCUCACGAACGAGUUCGACAACCUGUCUCAGUGGGACCGCAGCCACUUCCGCUUUCGCAUGAAAGGCAUUUUUUCAGGUCCCGAACUGCCCGACGACCUGGACCAACAGUUCUCCAGACUCUCUGUCGCUUUCUAUGACCUUUCGGAGGAGGAGAAGAAGCGUGCGCGUGAUCACGCCCUUGAGAAGCUGAAGCAGAUUCGUGACUAG
This is a messenger RNA of Cryphonectria parasitica EP155, 1941 nucleotides long. RefSeq lists its product as uncharacterized. Bases 1 to 1941 code for a protein of 646 amino acids. The transcript has 4 exons. NCBI's taxonomy places the organism in Eukaryota, Fungi, Ascomycota, Sordariomycetes, Diaporthales, Cryphonectriaceae. The record is from RefSeq and is a predicted model, not a curated record.